Drosophila gunungcola (fruit fly) is the source of this 1203-nucleotide messenger RNA. RefSeq lists its product as uncharacterized. The transcript has a single exon. Lineage: Eukaryota; Metazoa; Arthropoda; Insecta; Diptera; Drosophilidae. The record is from RefSeq and is a predicted model, not a curated record. Bases 257 to 937 code for a protein of 226 amino acids.
UGAAAAUAUGUUGAUUAUGAAAUGCUGAGACCCUGAGAGCACAUAACAAUUCGGCAGCUUCUUUCUAUUCCCGCAUUUUCACGCACAAUUAAUUUUUGACCCAGCGCAAGUUCGUUUGCCCAAGUCUUUUGUUUUGGCAGCUUUUAAUGGAGCGAUUUGUGGUCGGAAAAGUGUGUUAAAUAGCUAAUUUUCACAAAUUUUUUGGUCCAAUCAGGCUGUGCGAUCUAAGUAGAUCUCUUUUAAAAGUGAAGCUGAGAUGGAAAACCCGAAUCAGUUGUCUUCUGAAAUUCGCGAAAUGCUGAACAUAGUUGUGUGGUUUUCCCUGUCGUUGAUAAGUCUGUCCUGGGCUCAAGGAUCGCGUUCCUAUCUUCCACCACCACCCCCAUCGAGUCCAGCCAUGGAGCCCAUCAUAACCAAACAGUUCUAUAGCAUCUCACCCGCCGAAGAUCCCGAGGAUUCGGAGCCCAAAACAAGGCACUUGGUCAUCGGACAGCCGCGCAGGAAUUACAGAGUGAUUUUUAUUCGAGCGCCGGGAUCAAAUAGUCAGCCUGUGAAGUACACGGCGGAGUUGGCGCCCCAGGAAGAGCGAACUGUGAUCUAUGUUUUGACCCGGAAGCAACAGGAACUGGAGGCCACAGACAUUGUAGCGCCGCAGGAAAAACCGCAGGCCGAACAGAAGCCGGAUGUGUUCUUCAUCAAAUAUAAAACGAACGAUGAAGCGGCUGCUGCUCAAAAGGAAAUCCAAACGCAGUACGAUCAACUUGGCGGAAAUACGGAAAUAUCUGCACCCUAUGUGGCACCCAUUAAAUCGGUGGUUGGCGCUCUAAGUACAUCUCAAUAUCAAGCAGCUACUUACCAAGUUCCAGGCCAAUCGACUGGAUAUCACUACGAUAGACCCAUCUCUACAGUUUUGGCGCCAGCGGAACGAUAUUUCUAAAUCUCCGCUUAUAUCCGCCACUGCUCGUUGAAUAUUCCAUGCUAUUUGCAUCUAAUUGAUAAGCCAUUUCCACAAACGUAUUUAUCACAAAUCUUGGCGAACGCGUAAAUAAAAAUGGCUUCUUUUACCAGCUUUUUUGUUGUACAUAAUUUUUGCAAGUUUUUUUUAUCUGAUUUGCGAUUUAUGUAUAAAGAUAUUGGCAAAAGUGCUUUGACCCUGUGACAAAAGCGAGGAAGGAAUUCAAAGAGGUUUUGCAAACGGCUUAU